AUGGACAGUUCCGAGGCACCCUUUAAAAUUAUGGACAGUCUCGAGGCACUCUUUAAAAUUAUGGAUAGUCUCGAGGCACCCUUUAAAAUUAUGGACAGUCCUGAGGCACCCUUUAAAUUAUGGACAGUCCCGAGGCACCCUUUAAAAGUAUGGACAGUCUCGAGGCACCCUUUAAAGUUAUGGACAGUCUCGAGGCACCCUUUAAAAUUAUGGACAGUCCUGAGGCACCCUUUAAAUUAUGGACAGUCCCGAGGCACCCUUUAAAAUUAUGGACAGUCCCAAGGCACCCUUUAAAAUUAUGGACAAUCCCGAGGCACGCUUUAACCUUUAAAUUGUGGACAGUCCUGAGGCACCCUUUAAAAUUAUGGACAGUCCCGAAGCACCCUUUAAAUUAUGGACAGUCCUGAGGCACCCUUUAAAAUUAUGGACAGUCUCGAGGCACCCUUUAAAAUUAUGGACAGUCCCGAG
Staurois parvus is the source of this 468-nucleotide messenger RNA. NCBI's taxonomy places the organism in Eukaryota, Metazoa, Chordata, Amphibia, Anura, Ranidae. The record is from the annotation of a GenBank genome assembly.